UUGCUCCACUUCGUCUACGACCUGUGGCUCUUCACGACCAUCGGCGGGGCCAAGAACAGCGCCAGGAUUGGCGUACGGCAGGCCCUCGCCUCGAAGCCGUACUCGCCCGAGCUGCGGCGCACCUACCACAUGGCCCUCGUUGACCUGCAAAAACAGAUCGGCUGGCCGAGCUUGUUCAUCACCAUCGCGCCCUACGAAUGGUCGUUUCCAUACCAUACCUGGCUCGAAGACGAACUGGCCAAGACGUUGUCCUCGCGGCUGGAGAUGCCUGUGUCCGAGACGCUGCAUUUGGCACACGUCCUCACUCAGGCGGUUAAAGGCCUCCUCGCGGGCGCCAACGACGGACUGAAGCCCGACAAGGAGCACAUCUUUGCAUCUGCCGAUGGGUCGGGCAAGGUUUUUCAUUGGGUGGCCAGAUUGGAAUUUCAGGAUGGGAAGCGCAAGCGUGCGACCUUCCGCGAUGCCCAGUUCUACCAUGGCCGCGGCACCAUCCACAUUCACAUCCUGCUAUGGCUCAGUCGCAUGCAGGAUCUGGACCUUGCCUCGAAGAUCCGAGCAGACGUGCCUGACGCUGUGGAUGCAGAGAUGCGUGACCUCGUCAUGGCAUCCCAGUUGGAUUACAACUCAAGUGGCUGGCCUGUGCGCAACGAGGAGACCCGGGUGGUCACGGCUGAGCAAAGGCUCCAAUUGCAUCACCCCGUAGACGCGUUUGCAAAGUGCUGCCGUGCCUACUUGCCAGAUGUGCUUGCCGCCCUCCGCUGCCACGUCGACGUGCUGGCCUCGGACGGCUACCUCCCGAAGUUCAGCAGCUCGUUCGCGCAGGAGCUUUUGAACGAUCAGGCCACGGACUUCACGCUCGCCAGGCGAGUGCUUGCAGAUUAUCAUCCUUUGCAGCCGGAGAUGAUCAUGCAGUUGGCAGCGCAGCAGCAUCCACAAUUCCUUUGCCCGGGCAUCGUGCGUAAGUUCGUGGUCCCAGUGCCAUGGCAGCGGGAGCCCCCGAAACUCGUGCAGGACUACAUGGCGAGCUCGUGGAGGCAAGACAACAUGACCCUUCUGGAGUAUUUGCGGAAGGCAGGCUCGGAUGGACAGAUCGGCCAGAGAUAUCGCCGCCUACACAAAGCCCUCAAAGUCCAAGUGCCCGUGGAAGAGUGGAUCAAUCACUUCCCGGCCGACGGCCAGAUCGUCGUUGCGAGCGUGAUGUAUACCCACAGCAAUGAUCGCCGUUUUGGACAGUGGCUUUUGCUGAACGUGCCUUUCCGCCGCGUAGAUGAUCUGUGGCACCCCGAAGCAGCUCGACUUCCGGAAGCGCUGCGACAUCUCGGCCUCUGCGUCCUCCAUCGCCCGCGCUUCUGGCGCAAUUCAGAGCGGGUGCGACAAGAAAUGGAGCAUGAGGCAAGGACCGAACUUCACAUCGCCAACACGCUGAGCAUGCUGGCGUCUAGAAUUGAGCUAAUCGAUGCGUACCUCACCGGAGAGCUUACAACUGCUGAGAACCCUGCGCCACCACUCCAUGGCGUCGCGCGCUUCGAUGGAGAAAAUCUCGAGCUGGCGCCGGAGCAGGCGGGUGUCAUCGCGAUGAUCACAGACCGGGUUGAGCACGCACUGCAGGCCAAGUUCCCGGAAGAGCGCGACGUGGAGGCGUGGGGGGUCUGGUUGGACUCGAAGCCGUCUCAGAACAAGGUCAGCGUCGUGUUGGGCCCGGCCGGCAGCGGCAAGAGCACAGCAGUAGAGGUUGCCCUGGACCGGGCAAUCAAGCAGGGCGCGCAGGUCGGAAUCGCGUGUCCUACAGGUAUGCUGGCUACUCGCUACAGAGCCCGGCACCCAGAUGUUGAUAUCGACACGGUGCACGGCAUGUUCGCGCUACACAAGGACGAGCUGGAGACGGCCGACAUGAUGCAGCCUUACGACCUGAUGGUGAUCGACGAGGUCGGGCAGCUUCCGACCUGGAUCUUUGACAGGCUGCUUCGCCUGUGGGACGCCGCAGAUCGACGACCUGCGCUGGUUUUUGUGGGUGAUUUCUGCCAACUGGCCGGCUUGGAUGGCACGACCGCAAGAGACAGCCUUCGUUGGCACGAGAUGCAUGUCAUGCAGCUUCGGGAAAUGCGCCGCUGCAAGUGUCCAAGCCUCAGGUGGAAGCUCGAGCUGUUGCGCAACGCCAUUCCUUCAGGUAAGCAGCUGAAAAAGAUUGUCAGGGGGCAUCGUGCCAACAUGCGGAAGACAUCCCGCGGGAAGAUCCCUACUGCUGAGGAGAUUGCAGCAAUCAUGCGCGAGACACCAAGCACGACCUUUGUCACCCUUUCUCGCAGAGGUUCGGCUGGACUGAACCAGCUUGCCAUGAUGGCCCUCUUCGCUGACACACCAGCGCUGGACUGGAUUCCUUGCGACCCACAAGAGAAUUUCCGCAACUUCCAGGGACAGAUCCAGGUCAGCGCAGAACCCUACAUGAUGCCGGUGUACGAGGGCAUGCGCAUCAGGAUCACGAGGAACAUCGACAAAGAAAACGGCUUUGUCAACGGCAUGGGGGCCACAGUGCAGCGCAUGAGGACCAGUGGUGUGCAAGUGCGCACUGAUGCGGGCGAGACGCUUCUUAUCCACAAAGUGACUCAGGACAUCCAGGUCUACGACGGCAGCUGGCGAAGAGUGACUGCCUUCCCAGUGCGCCCUGGGUACAGUACUACCCUGCAUAAGGUUCAGGGCGCCACCCUCUCUCAUGUCACCAUCUGGAUGGAUGUCCCAUUUGUACGCGCGGCCCUGUAUGUUGCCAUUUCUCGUGUACAGCAUGACCGCGAUUGGCAGUUCAUAGGCAUCAUUGACCGACGACAUUGUUUGCCAGCUGGUCUCUCGUAA
Molecule: messenger RNA, 2847 nt
Organism: Symbiodinium pilosum
Lineage: Eukaryota; Dinophyceae; Suessiales; Symbiodiniaceae
Source: the annotation of a GenBank genome assembly